Molecule: messenger RNA, 2679 nt
Organism: Huiozyma naganishii CBS 8797
Lineage: Eukaryota; Fungi; Ascomycota; Saccharomycetes; Saccharomycetales; Saccharomycetaceae
Gene: AFI1
Product: Afi1p
Exons: 1
Coding region: 1-2679 (892 amino acids)
Biological process (GO): cellular bud site selection; actin cortical patch localization
Cellular component (GO): cellular bud neck; plasma membrane
Source: RefSeq, a predicted model, not a curated record
AUGAACAGUCAAUAUAGAGAGAGGAAUAUUAGCUGCAUACUGGCUGCAGAAUUUGAUAAUAAGUUGGGACCCGUCGUACGACACCAGUACCCAGAAGAGAUUAAUCUCGGAUCUUUAUCCGGGGACGAAAAAUUUCCAGAUUCCGGCACGAUAUUCGACCCAACUAAUCAUAUAGCCAACUUGAUGAUACCUGAGAAUUCAGAAAGACGACAACUAAUCCCCGAUUUUAUCGUCUUUAUCAUGUAUUUGCAUAAAUCAAACUAUUCAUACAGAUUGCUUCCUGAGGUGUACGAUGAUUGCAGCACGGAAACAACAGAAUGUCUUUACUUCCUAAGUAUCCACUGCGCAAUACCUGAUGAGCAGAAUUCCAGGGGUGCCUCCAUAAAAUCUGUAGCUAUAGGUACUACAUUAAGAAACUUUAUCCUCUUCAAACCUUUGCUAAUAAUAUUCUUGGAUUUUUAUAUGAAGCGAGAAAACUACAAAAUCGAACUACGAAUACUCAAAGAAUUUUUUGAUUUACUUAAUAGCGUCGAUCUAAGCCUCGUAGAAACGAUUCAUAAUGACAUCGCAUUUCAAACUAUGGUUCACUCACUCGAUAAUGAAGAUAUUGUCAGUGAGAUAUUCGAUAACCAAAAAAGCAAUGUCCUAAAAGAAACUUUGCAAAUAUCUGAGAUACCAAAACAGGAUAAGUACGGUAACUCGAUAAAUUUCCACAACAACUUUAUUUCAUAUCAAUUUGACACUUUCACCACAGAGAAAUUACCGCCAAUAUUUACCAAAAUUCCAUUACAGGCCAAUUUGAAGUUGUGGUCUGGGAUAGAAACGGACAUAGACUAUCAAAGAAACAUUCUACCAUUCCUUCUAAAAUUUAUUGCACAACUACCCCAACACAUGGACGCCGACGAUUCGGAUAAUUUUACUUGGAAAGUUUUAAUAAGUUCCGAGACGACAAAGGAUAAACUAACACAAAGCUUGGCAUGUCUGUCCAACCCAAUUCCCACUCUACUGUCCAAAAAUGGUUCCUCCUACUGUUCAUUAAUCAAGCGGCCGAUCGUGAUAGUCCCGUAUGUAGACGUUUCCAUGUUGGUAUCCCUCAGGGAAUACAUUGGCAAAACCCGGCCAUUGCUACUCAUUAUCGGUACAGCAAACCCAAUAAUGAAAGUUCAAGAGGAUUUAUGGAAUUUUUAUUAUGACAUGGAUACGGGGGAACUCUACUCGUCGCAUCUUCCAAAAAAUAAGUUGAGCUUAAAGAAAGAGUGGAAAGUGAAUUCCACAAACAUCAAAAAUGCUUUAGCCAAAAAACCGUAUCACAUAAACCCCAUGGCGCGUGGAUUCAAUUACUUGACACCCGGGUAUAGACCAGUAAGUUUAAUGUCCAAAUUUCUAAGUUUUUUGAAGGUGGGUCAACAUGACAACGAUACUGUGAUCAACACACUGAAAAGAGUAAGCAUACUUCAAAUUCUGCGUGUUUUGCAGGACCUCCCACAUGGUGCAGACAAGGAGUAUUUUAUUGAGCGUGAUGACUUUGUCGCCGCAUAUUACGAGAAGUUUAUGGAUUUUAUUGUAUUCCCAUAUUUCCUUCAUGACAGCUCAAGGAAAUUCUUAUAUUUUUUCCUGUCCCUUCAGCAAAAUAUGGACGACUUGAAAUUGUUGCUGAAUGACCCGACACAUGGAACAGAAAAGUUAUACAAUACCAUUUCUGCCGUGUAUGAUAACCUUAAGGAUAUAUUAGUGCUGUCUCACCAUGAUAAAAAGCAAAAUAGGCAAAUAUUAGCCAAUGUUGUUAUCAAUUUCCCACAGCUGAGUAUCAACAAUUUUGACAUCUUAGAACAAGAUUUUGCGGAGAUAGACUUGGUAAAAUUCUACAAUGAUGUAUAUUCAAAAGAUGAAAUGAGAGGUCUUUCAUUUAUCGAUAAGUUUGCAUAUUCCACGGCGUUCCCAAUCCUCUCAGAAUUCAUCUCAAUGCUCGAGGACAAAACGAAGAGCGGCAACCCUGCGUACUUAUCCCCAUCGAUACACACCUCUAGGACAUCAAAAAUUUCAAGAUCCAACUCGUUCAAAAACCUUUUGUCCAUCAAUAGAAAUCAAAGUGUCUUUGAAUCUGGGUCUCCCCGUAUCCCCAGGGAGACGAACAACUCUUUCACCCCUUCGCGAAAUUCCAUCUCUGCCGAAUCCGUGAACAGAAACAACGAAAACUUUAGGUUUGGCCGCUCACCCGUGGUCGAAAAAAGGAUUGACAAGAUCAAGACAUACAUAUUCACGAUAUUUUCCGACAUUGAGAAGUGUGGACCAGCUGGAAGUCUCCUUGUGUCCAACUAUCUGCCGAGCAAAGUGCUCUCUCAGUUUCAAAGGUACAAGAGUCAUUUGAGUCCGCAACAUACUUCUGCAACAGAAAAGUCUCGAAACUCGUAUUCAGCGGUGUUUUUGGGCAUCCCACCAGAUCUACCGGAUAGAAUGUUCCUUCCGACAUCGCCAAACCUUUCCUUUACGUCCAGCAAUAGAGCCUCGGGGGACGAAAACGGUUCGGAAAUGGCCCAGCAUGAGAUCGCUGCGCCGAUUAAAGGACAAGAUCAUCAGAGUACAGAUCGUAUAGUUACCGCGCGGCCCAAGUCCGCUGCAUCAGCUGUAGCCGAUGCGUCCAACGAUGGCAGCACGUUCUUCUUCGAUGCUGCCGAGUGA